AUGGCCUUCUACUUACACUUCGUAGAAGCUACAAAACAGCUACAGGAACCCUUCCACCAACUCCUCCAAAACAUGUCUCAAUCCAAUGAUCUCCCUAUCUGUGUUAUCUCCGAUUUCUUCCUGGGUUGGACUCUCCCCAUUUGUAGCGAAUUUAGUGUUCCUCGACUCGUUUGCCAUGGUAUGGGUGUCUUUGCAUUAGCCAUGAGUAAGACCGUAUGGAUUCACACGCCUCAACUUCAUGUCUCAUCAGAUUCUGAACCCCUAACUUUGCCUAGUUUUCAACUCAACUUCUCUAUGACCCGGUCCGACGUGCCGGAAAUGUUCCUGACACCGGACCCGGACGACCCGCUUUCCAGACUCACAUCAGAGGCGGGUCAGUACGAAAUGGAUAGUUGGGGGGUGAUCGUUAACAGCUUCAUGGAACUAGAAGGGCGUUACGUGCCCACCUUUGAGUCUUUCUUUGUUAUUGGAGCUAAAUCAUGA
Molecule: messenger RNA, 483 nt
Organism: Telopea speciosissima
Lineage: Eukaryota; Viridiplantae; Streptophyta; Magnoliopsida; Proteales; Proteaceae
Product: scopoletin glucosyltransferase-like
Exons: 1
Coding region: 1-483 (160 amino acids)
Source: RefSeq, a predicted model, not a curated record